ACUGUACCUUAAGCGAGGAAGUUUACAAGGUUUACAAGAACAACAUUCAUUAACUUGUUUGUGGCUGACGCAAAACAAAAAUAAUAACAUUCACUGUUAGAAUAUCCAAUAAACAAGUGCUAAAAAUUGAGGGGAAAAGAAAUAAAAAAAAACUUGUGUUUGUUGAAAUACCAAUUAUUUAUUUAUCUACUUGUUAAAGGGAACAAUGUGGGAUGUUCACGUUUACAUUUUUUAUUCAUUAGUGGUGUACCUUAUUUGGAAAUUUGUUUUGUGUGAAUUGCCAGAUUAUGUGAUUUAUUACGCUAAAUUCGGUUUCUACAUCGUCAGCUCACAGAUUGUUUCUGCUGUAUUGUUACCGUAUCUAGCUAUCCGUCCAAGAGACCUCAGGAAUGGAAAUUUAAUGGCACGGAUAAUGCAACAUGUGUCAAAGGUAUUAGGAGUAAAAUGGGAACACAGAAAUGAAAAAAUUCUCUUAGAAGAAACAGGUGCAAUUGUAGUAGCAAACCAUCAGUCUGCUCUUGAUAUUCUAGGUAUGUUUAGCGUAUGCCAUGUCGCCCCGAAAACGGCGCCCGUGUGCAAAAAAGAAAUUCUGUAUUUGUUCCCGUUCGGGUUGGCUGCUUAUCUUAAUGGAUGCAUUUUCAUCGAUAGAAGGAACCCUGAAGCCGCCCGCAAUAUCUUAAAAGCAGAGGCCGAUAUUCUGUUCAAAAAUAUGUCAAAAAUUUGGAUGUAUCCCGAAGGAACGAGGAAUAAAACUUGUGAUAAACUGCAGCCUUUUAAAAAGGGUGCUUUUAACUUGGCGAUUGCUUGUCAAGCUCCAAUCAUACCAGUGGUUACAUCACCCUACUAUUUCUUAGAUGGAGAAAAACGUAUUUUUAACAAUGGUCGCGCGAUAAUUCAGUGUUUAGAACCUGUGCCUACUAAGGGAUUAACAAUGGACGACUUGCCAGAACUCUUGGACAGAGUUCAUAAAAUGAUGGAGGUUACCUAUUUAGAACUGGGAAACGAAGUGGCGUGCCUGGCAGCAAACUAAUCUUAAGGGCUUUCAUCCACAGUGACUUAUUGCAGUGAUACAGUAACUAUAUUAUGUAAUAGUAUAUUAUAGUUGUUAAAAAGUCGCCAUAUAAUUAUAGCGAGGUGUCGCUGUAUCGCUGUCCCGUGUACCAGUCGCGAUAAAAUAAUCGUAGCGACGCGUUCAGCGAUGAAGAAUCGUAGCAACGCGCCACAACGAUUUUUUUUCGUAACACAAUCGUAGAGCACAAUAGCUGAACCAUCGAUGCAGUAGUGACUCAAAAGGUGCUCGAAAGCCUUUAUUUUAUCCCAUGCUUGAUCUCAAUUUACCUAAGAUUCUGAGUUAAUUGGAAAAAAAUGUCCUAAUUUUUAUUGGUUACAAAUUAUAGCAUUAUAUCUGUAUAUUUAUUAUCUUUGUACUCCUCUGAAUUUCACCUCUGCAUAAUUGAUUUUAAUCUUAUUUGGAACAGAGAUAGCAUCCCGGAGACGGACAUACAAUACCUACGUCCUGUACUAACUGUAUAAUGUAUAUACAUAUAAUUUUGUUUUUAGUAUGGAUUAUUAAUCAUACAAAUUAUACAAUAAUAAAACUUGACUCCAUAAUUUUUAUGUUCGUUCUGGACUUCGAUUUAAUUAUUAAUACAUAAGAAAACUAACGCAAAUAUAAUGUUGUAUCAGUGUGCAUGUGAAUGGGUCAAGCGGUUUCUUUUAAUUGUUUAAUUAUAUCUUUAUUUAAAUUAUUCCACCAACUUCUAUACCUAAGUACCUAUCUGCACCUUUUAAAAGCAUGUUUAGGUUAAGGUUUCAUGUGCAGUAUAUUGCUUAUAUUGAAAUAAUAAGUAUAUAUUACAUAAUGUAAUAGGUACAUAUUACAGAGUGUUCGAUAAUGCCCGUAACAUUUCGGCAAGUAACUCUUCAUACAUUAUAAAAUAUUUCAAGGUUUGUAUAAAUAAAUGUAGGACCUUGCAGGCAGAUAUUCCGCUAUAUUUUUGAAGCAAUAAAUAAUUAUAAUUAGUGAACAACAUUGGGACGUUGGUACAUUAAAAUUAUUUAAAU
Messenger RNA from Maniola jurtina (meadow brown), 2064 nucleotides. RefSeq names its product 1-acyl-sn-glycerol-3-phosphate acyltransferase beta-like. Gene Ontology annotation, biological process: phosphatidic acid biosynthetic process. NCBI's taxonomy places the organism in Eukaryota, Metazoa, Arthropoda, Insecta, Lepidoptera, Nymphalidae. Gene Ontology annotation, cellular component: membrane; endoplasmic reticulum. The coding region runs from base 206 to 1030 and encodes 274 amino acids. The record is from RefSeq and is a predicted model, not a curated record. The transcript is spliced from 5 exons. Gene Ontology annotation, molecular function: 1-acylglycerol-3-phosphate O-acyltransferase activity.